AUGCCUCCAGCACAAAAUGCCAUUGAUAUGUUGGCUCAAUUAUUUCCUCAAAGAAAACGCGCAGUUUUGGAAUUAGUUUUAAAAAGAUGUGAUUCUGAUUUGGUUAAAGCUAUUGAAAAUAUUUCCUCAUCCUAUAAGGAUCAUAGAGAAGAUAUAGAAGUUGAUGUAGAGCCAUUAACGAACAGUGGAAAUAAUGUUAUGAAAAGUGCUUUUAAACCGGUUUAUAGUUCAGGAAUGGGGCAUUUGGCACCAGCUUUACCUCCUAACGCUAGUCUACCGCCUCUCGCUACACGUUGUACUUUGCCAAAUUGUACAUGUUUAGAGGGUUAUCAAUUUAAUUGUUCAUAA
Molecule: messenger RNA, 348 nt
Organism: Lucilia sericata (common green bottle fly)
Lineage: Eukaryota; Metazoa; Arthropoda; Insecta; Diptera; Calliphoridae
Product: doublesex- and mab-3-related transcription factor A2-like
Exons: 3
Coding region: 1-348 (115 amino acids)
Molecular function (GO): protein binding
Source: RefSeq, a predicted model, not a curated record